CCAACAUACAAUCAAUGCUUAGGAUCAUUCUUGGAGAAAUAUGGUCGAAUGUCAUUUGUUUGUUAGAGAUGGAAUGGUUUGCUUGAAAACUUAUUUCUUUCCAUAUGAAUUUGCUUGUGCAGAAUGGACCAAGUACUUUACCAGAGGCCACCAAAAUUUCGGCAGGUCCUCAUAAUACCCAAGCUUCAACAAGUUAUUAUGUACAGAGACCUCCUAGUGUUCAAGAUCCAAAACACAUUGCUAAAAGUGAUGUGCCCUCAAGCUUCUAUCAGCACAAAUCAAGAUUAUCUCUUCAUCCUAAAAACUUUGAUUAUUCAAAUACUAGUGCCAAUAAUUCAAUCUCCUCUGUAGCUUACCAUCCAAGAUCAAAACCUCAACAAACUGAAAAUCGAGGGAUGGAAUUCAGGAAUUCAACUUAUAGGAAUGAGAGUGCUUCACCUAGGGAACAUGGGAAUAUGGAAUUCAAGGAUGCUACUGCUGCUGCUCAGGUAGCUGCAGAAGAGCGAGCGAGUAUGGCUGCUCCAGCUACUGCUGAACUUUCAAGUCAUGGAUAUAUUGCCCCUCAGUACUCAAUGGAAUCUAACAUAUCAGGUCAUGGUAUGAGAGACGAGGAACCAAGAAAAUAUAUUGGCUCGGCCUCUCAGUAUGAAUAUCUUGCUAGACAUCCAGUUGAUACUUCCUUUCAUGAAAGGAAUUCUACAAAGUAUGAACAAACUGACAGAAACGAACAACAUAAUCGAACAGGAGAGACUGAAAAUGGUUUUACUAACUUUGUGAAGAAUGAUGGUAAAUCUACUCACUGUUCUUCUAAGUCGACUGUGGAUCCCUUCAAUGAAAAACCAUCAGUGAAUAAUCAAAUUCCAGAUGCAUAUUCUCAAAUAAACUCAUCUGUAGGCAGGGAAAUGGAACAUUUUUCUGAAGUGACUAUGAAGAGAAACUCAGGCAAUGAGAUGCAGUUUGUGAACGAAUUGCAUGGUAUUAAGAAUCUUCAGAAUGUUGAUGAUCAUGAUGUGAGGGACUGUGAACAGUCAAGCUAUUCUUCUCAUUCUCGAUCAAACACUUUCAUCAAUGAUUGUGAUGUCACCUCUAAUUUAGAUUGGCAAAAGUCAGAAAAUGAUAAUAGAAACUCAGGUGAAAAGAUGAAAUUUGUGAAUGAACUGCAUGAUAGAAAGAAUUAUGAUGUUACUGAUUAUCAUGAAGAAAGGAUUGGGAAGCAUUCAAGCUUUUCUUCAUCUUCUAGUUCAAGUAUUUUUAAUGAUGAUGUUGAUGUUGUAUCAAAUUUCAAUCAUCAAAAGUUGGGAAAUUUUUCUGUUGAGAAUUCUGUUCUUCUCAAUGAUAAAGGAAGCCUUCAAAGAAACACAAUUGAAACAACAUAUACUUGUGAUAAUGCCUCAGCAGUUUUUGAUGAUAAUGCCUCAGCAGUUUUUGAUGAUGAAGGUACUUUUGAUUUUGAGGAGGAGCACAAGGUACAUGAAGACAAUAUGAACCUUUCAUAUCCAUUUCAAAGAUCAUCGGCUCAUCCAUGUCCAUGUACAAAUUCUUUGGGCUUUAAGCAGAAGGUUGGAUCACUAAAAGAGCCCUAUUCACAAUCGCAUAUUUUCUCAGAGCAGCGGUCUACUCCUGUCUUCUUUGAAAGUUCAUCAAGCUCGACAGUUCCUUCACAUGGAAAUGACUUGCCUCCAACUUUUGAUAAGUAUGGCCCUAGCUCAGAAAGUGAAGAUGAAGUAGACAAGUCUGAUAGGAACAACAAUCCUAGUAUAGGGAGUCAGAAAAGGAAUAUGGAUUCCCACCAAGCUGAAAACAGUGUUUUCAAUCAACGGUUGGCUGGGGGCAUGGAAGAUACUGAACUUUCUAAUGAUUCUAGUCCGGAAGAAAGUAAGGAAUUGAACUUUGGGAAGUUGAUAGGUGGCCUUCGAAAUAAGGGCUAUAGGCAUCCACCAUAUUUAAAGAUUCCUCAAGGGAGUGCUUUAUCCUCUGGAGAGGCAGAGAAUGAUACAUCUGCUAGAAUUAAACAAACAUCCCCACCCCUAGCUGUGGAGGAUUCAAUUAGUACUAGAUUUUACAAUGAAGAAUGGUGCAGUAGGAAAGGGAGUGGUGAAGUGAGUCAAAAACUCAACAAGAGAAUAUCAGUUACUUGUGUUGAUUCUAGUGAUGAUGACUUUGAGGAGGAAAGACCAAAACAGACUUUUAGUAGCACUCGAGACCUAUACAACAUACUGCCAAGCUCUGAAGAAAAUAAAAGAUCAACCUCAAGGGUCCCCAUGCCAUAUUUUGAUUCAGGAAAUAGUGAUUCCGAUGAAGAACUUCCUAAAACACGUUCAAAGGUUCAUUCAAGCAUUGGUUUUUCUCACAAGACAACUGCCUCCCCGAAUUCAGGAAAAGGUUCCACUCUUAAAGCUACAGUUUCCUCCGAAUUGACGCUAGUUUCUAACCCCAUACCAUAUUUUGGUCCAGGAAAUAGUGAUUCUGAUGAAGAUCUUCCUAAAACAAGUUCAAAGGCUCGUUCAAGCACAAUUUUUUCUCAUAGGACAACUGCCUCUCCAAAUGCACAAAAAGGUUCCACUCUUAAAACUACAGUUUCCUCUGAAUCGAAGCUAGUUUUUGACCCCAUGCCACAUUUUGGUCCAGGAAAUAGUGAUUCUGAUGAAGAUCUUCCUAAAACAAGUUCAAAGACUCGUUCAAGCAUGAUUUUUUCUCAGAGGACAACUGCCUCUCCAAAUGCAAGAAGAGGUUCCACUCUUAAAACUACAGUUUCCUCUGAAUCAAAGGUAGUUUCUGACCCCAUGCCAUAUUUAGGUCCAGGAAACAGUGGUUCUGAUGAAGAUCUUCCGGAAACAAGUUCAAAGGCUCAUUCAAGCACUGGUUUUUCUCAUAAGAGAAAAGACUCUUCUUCAAAUUCACGAAGAGGUUCCACUCUUAAAACUACAGUGUCCUUUGAGCCAGCGGUAGUUUCCGAUUAUGGUGGGGGGAAGAAUUCCUCCUCAAGGAGUUGUAGUGCUGAUGAAGCACUACCGGAGCUUCAGUCUCAUAAAAGGAACUCAGAUAACAGGAAAAGCUUUCAAAACUCCCAGUUGGCACCACAGACCAAAACGAAUUCGUCUGAUGGAUCUUCAAAGUCAUCAGAAAAUGAACAGCAGUCUACUUCUGUCCCAAUGAUUGUAUCAUCAGGUAGCGCAGAAAGUUCGAAGGCUCAAAAUUCAACCGAAGGGAGGCCAAGUUAUGUUCACCCCAAGCUUCCUGAUUAUGAUACUUUGGCCGCACAUUUAAAUUCUCUCAGGCAGAAGCACCAAUGAAUAUGUAUUGUAUUUGCAUUCUGAUAUGCAGUUUACCAAUAUUACUACUGAUUUCGAUGUGCAUGUUUAUACAUGUUCUUUUCGAGGUUUAUAGGAAUCCAACUUUAUUUGUUUACUGAUUUGAUUUCAUAAACUUGUUUGGUUUUUGACUUGUAGUAUUGCAAUAAAAUGUUCAAGUCUUU
Messenger RNA from Gossypium arboreum, 3475 nucleotides. RefSeq lists its product as uncharacterized. The record is from RefSeq and is a predicted model, not a curated record. The coding region runs from base 105 to 3293 and encodes 1062 amino acids. NCBI's taxonomy places the organism in Eukaryota, Viridiplantae, Streptophyta, Magnoliopsida, Malvales, Malvaceae. Gene Ontology annotation, biological process: protein transport. The transcript is spliced from 2 exons.